Oldenlandia corymbosa var. corymbosa is the source of this 3941-nucleotide messenger RNA. NCBI's taxonomy places the organism in Eukaryota, Viridiplantae, Streptophyta, Magnoliopsida, Gentianales, Rubiaceae. The record is from the annotation of a GenBank genome assembly.
CGUCACCGUAUCUUGUUGACAAAAUGUAUCACAAUAUGCCAAACCGUAGCCCAAUCCGUAUCCAAAGCCCACAUCCAUGAAAAAAAAAAUAAAACAGAAGAAAACACAACUAAUCUUCUCGUUCUCUCAUCUUUUUGCGUUUUUCUUUCACAGUGAAGAAGAAAACUACUUCCAGCUUAAAAGGGGUAGAAGGAUGAUGGAUAAUUGUUAAUCUCGUAACAUUCAAAUUUUAGUCGUCAGUGCUCUGCGAUUUUCCGUAGUAUCUCAAGUUGCGGGAGUAACCUAUAUUGAAUUUGAACUCUGCACUAAUUCUAGUAUUGCAACUAAUUCCUAGGAAUGGAAUUUUUAUUUGCCAAGAUCUGGAGGAUUCUGCCUCACUAGUUCAGAUUUCUUUGAUGUCAAGCAAUGGCUGUGAAGCCAUUGAAUAAUAUUUGGAUUCGACGACAGCAAUGCCCUUGUGGAGAUUGGAAGUGCUACAUCAAGUAUGGUGGAGAUGGCCAGGUAACAGUUGGGUCAUCUUCCGUGAGGAAGGAAACAACAUUGUCGCCGGUAGAUGAAGUUGUUUUUACUCCAUAUGUUGGCCAGAUAUUCAAGAGUGACGAUGAAGCAUUAGAAUUCUACUGCAACUUUGCUCGGAAGAAUGGGUUCUCGAUUAGGAAAGCCCGUUCAACUGAAAGCCAGAAUUUAGGGAUUUAUAGAAGGGACUUUGUUUGUUACCGUUCUGGAUUUAACCAGACUAGGAAGAAAGCCAAUGUUGAGCACCCCAGGGAUAGAAAGUCAGUAAGGUGUGGCUGUGAUGCUAAGUUGUAUCUAACGAAGGAAUUUGUAAAUGGGCGAACUCAGUGGUACGUUUCUCAAUUUAGUAAUGUUCAUAAUCAUGAGUUGCUGGAAGAUGAUCAAGUGCGCCUGCUUCCUGCCUACAGAAAAAUUGAAGAAGCUGAUCAAGAGCGAAUCCUUCUACUUUCCAGAGCAGGGUUUUCUGUCAAUCGAAUAUUAAAGGUGUUGGAGUUAGAGAAGGGAGUGAAACCUGGCCAAUUACCAUUUAUUGAAAAGGAUGUGCGGAAUUUUGUCAGGACGUGUAAGAAAACUGUUCAAGAAAAUAAUGCUAUUCUAACUGAGAAGAGGGAGAAUGACUUAUUAGAGCUUCUUGAUGCGUGUAAAGCUAUGGCACAGAAGAAUGAUGGGUUUGUCUAUAGUUAUACUACUACUGAACAUGGAAGAGUAGAAAACAUUGCUUGGGCUUAUGGAGACUCAGUCCGUGCAUUUUCAAUUUUUGGUGAUGCUGUUACAUUUGAUACCACAUACCGCUCUAUUACCUACAAUGUGCUACUUGGGGUUUGGUUUGGCAUCAGCAACCAUGGAAGAGCAUUUUUCCUUGGGUGUGUUCUUUUACGAGAAGAGACAUUACAGUCAUUCUCUUGGGCAUUGCAGGUUUUUAUACAGUUUAUGCGAGGAGGACAUCCACAAACAGUUGUAACUGAUAUAGAUUCAGGGCUUAGAGAUGCUAUUUCCAUGGAGAUGCCAAAUACUAAACAUAUCGUAUCCAUAUGGCAGGUCCAAUCAAAAUUGUCGAGUUGGUUCUCGUUGCACUUGGGUUCACAGUUUCCAGAAUUUAAAAAUCAGUUCGAUGUGUUGUGUUAUCUGGAAGAUGUGGAAGAAUUUGAGCAUCGGUUGAAUCAUCUCAUUGCAAGCUUUGGACUUGGUUCAGACAAGCAUAUUGCUUUGCUCUUUUCUUAUCGACUUUCCUGGUCAUUCUGCUACAUCCGCAAUUUCUUUUUGGCUCGCAGCUUGAGUUCUGAGUACUUGAAAUCAGUUGAAACAUUUAUGAAAAGCAUCUUGGGUAGGCAAUCAUGUCUGCAAUCCUUCUUUGAACAGGUUGUUUCCCUGGCAACCUAAAUUUAGCCACUUAGCAUAACUUUGACAAAAAGGCUAAUCUAUUUUAUCUGUACAUACUUGCAGGUUGGUACUGUUGCCAACAACGGAUACAAGAACAGGGAAGAGUUGCUGCAUGUUCCCAUUAAAACUUGCCUGCCCCUUGAAGAACACGCAAGGACCAUUCUAACACCUUAUACCUUUACUGUGGCACAGAACGAAUUUAUGCUAUCUAUGCAGUAUGUGUCAACCGAAAUGGCUAAUGGCUCAUACCUUGUGAGGCACUACAAAAGAAUGGAAAGAGAAUGUCUUGUUUACUGGAUUCCUGAAAGUGAACAAGUUCAAUGCUCGUGUAAAGAAUUUGAACAUUCUGGUAUUUUAUGUAGGCAUUCCGUGCGAGUUCUUGUUGUUAAGAAUCACUUUGAGAUCCCGGAGAAAUAUUUUCCAUUAAGAUGGCGACUAGAGAGCUGGCCAGUUCCUGCUGCUGACCAUAUCAUUCAAAGCCAUGACAGUGAGUUUUCUCAGAACUUUAACUCCCUUGUCGCAGGCCUAUUAACAGAAUCAUCUAGUAGGGUACGCCGGGAUUAUGUUCAUAGAGCAUUAACUAAACUCCUUGAGCAUGUACAGAAUAUGCCUAUUCUAGAUGAAACCACAGCACAUAUAGCGCCAGGCAAUGUCUGUGAAUCUUAAGCUUUUAUCUGCACAUUUUUGUGUUUAGUGUACCCAUAGUUGAAACAUGGAGCAUCGUGUCUUUUGUUGAGUCCGCUAACAUGUACAGAUAUUGAAACCAAUCGGAAGACGAAAGAUCCAUUAUGUCUUUUGUUGCAUGAGCAAACCAAUCAAGGUGGUAAAUUAUGGAUAACUUUUUUCUGCUGCUAAGAUGAUCAUAAACUCAUUGACCUGAUUAACUGAUUAGCUCACAGGCUUUCAAUGAGAAUUAAUACUGUAAAUUUUCAAAUCUGUUUUAAGGUUUUGUUCUUUGCCUGUAGCCUGUUCUAUCUUAAAGCUCUUACCCAAAAGACAAUAAUACUUGCAGGAAACACUUAAACAAUUUGCUUUUUUUUUUUUUUUGAAAAUGAAUUAAACAAUUUGCUCUAUGCAAUUUUAUUUUAUUUAUUUUUUGCAGUAACAGACAAAAUGGAGGAUGAGGAAAUAUUAGUGUAAAUAAUCAGAAAAAAUACCUAGUUUCGGAUCAAAUUUCAAAGGAAAGAGUUGUCACGAUUUAUGUUAACAAAAUCUAUGUUACGCUACUGAUACUCUCUCCGAGUCACUGUAGUUCCCUAUAUUAACAAAUUUUUUAUGACAAAUGGGAAUGAUAUUGUAGUAUUAGUCAUUUUCAAUACAUUAUACGGUAUAAAACCCAAAGAGGGAACAACUUUCUUUUCCAGUACUUAUAUGGUGGCAGUUGACAAUUUUUAAAUAAAGAUUAAAAAGAACUUCGUCAUAGUUUGACAAUUUCAAGGCUGUUUUUGAAUUCAGCCGCCUUAUUCAAACUUCCAUAUCUGUUGAUGCUUAAUAAUUGUAAUUGUUAAUAACUGGAAGCCUGGAAUCCCUUCAGUGACCACGUGAAUCUGCGAAAAAAAAAGUUAUAAAAGAACAAAAAACAAGAAAUGGAACUGAAGGGUCGCAGCUAGUGAUACUUCCUCUGUAGUGGAAAAAAGAAAAUACAUUAAUUCUGGAGAGGAAAUAGCUAGACAUGAAGAUUUCUAUGUUAAUGUCAUCGGCUUUCUGCUGUUUUUUCCUACUAGUUAUAUCAUCAGUCCACUCAAGCUUGAUUCUUCCUGAUAGUUUCAUCCAAUGCCUCUCUGAUAAUCAAUUUUCCUCAAAUCCAUCUGUUCUAAGUGUAGUUUACGCCAGAACCAACACAUCCUACCGAUCCAUUUUGGAUCUGCAAUCCCAGAUUAUAGAUACUUAUCAUCUGCCACACCAAAGCCGCUUGCCAUAAUCACUCCUGUAGUUUACCCCCAUGUUCAAGCCACAGUUGUAUGUUCAAAACUGUCUGGACUUCAGCAACGUUCUAACCAACAAUAUAUACCAAGGGAAGAUGAAUGGAUUUCUGUGCAAAAUGU